Messenger RNA from Pangasianodon hypophthalmus (striped catfish), 3221 nucleotides. RefSeq names its product anoctamin 10a (gene ano10a). Gene Ontology annotation, cellular component: plasma membrane. The transcript has 14 exons. Gene Ontology annotation, molecular function: chloride channel activity. The record is from RefSeq and is a predicted model, not a curated record. Gene Ontology annotation, biological process: chloride transmembrane transport. Bases 268 to 2223 code for a protein of 651 amino acids. Lineage: Eukaryota; Metazoa; Chordata; Actinopteri; Siluriformes; Pangasiidae.
AGAGAGACAGACAGAGAGAGAGUGUGUGUGUGUUUGUGAGAGAGUGAGAGAGAGAGAGAGAGAGGUGGUUCUCUAAACAAACCCCAGUCUUCAGUGUUGUUUGGCUGAAUGACAGGAGGAGCGGAAGUCGGGACACAGCUGUGGACUCUGAUGCGGAAGUAGACAGUAUUAACUCUCUGUCUCUGUAACUGUUAAAAUAAAUGAGUGAUUAAGCGGAACCGCUCCUGAAUUGCCUCUGUGCAUGCGUGUAACUCUGGAUUAGGGAAAAUGCAAAACGGCUUGUCUAUCUCUGACAGUGAUGGCGUUUCAUUUGCUCCCUUGGUGGUGUUGGAGCUGGCCGAGAACACUGAAGCAGAGACCAUCACAUGGUUAUUAAGCAGAAUAAGAGACAAGCAGCAAAAUGGAGGAGCUGAGCUGCUGGUGGAGCAGCUGUCACUUGGAGGACAGGAUAAGCAAAAAGUGAAUCCUAAUGUUUUUCUUGUGGGCUCCACCUGGCAGAGACUCCUGAAUGGAGCAGAAGAUUUGGGACUUUUUAAGGAGUUCGAAGAUGGUACCAUGCGAGGAUUCACAAAUGCCAACCGAGAGAGUUUCAAAGAAUUCCAAGGGGAUGGCGAUGGCUUCCUCAGCAUUGCAGAAUGUCAAUACAUUAUCAGACACGAGCUGGACACUUUGAGGGCAAAGGAUGAAGUCCAUGUUCCUGGAUACCCUAAACUUAGGCUGUAUCCUGGAAAGUCAGUCAUCCGUAGGUUACAGUCCAAAGGGAUUCUAGUCCAAUAUUUCCCUCUCCAUGAUAAAGAGGAGUUAAAGAGGCUCUCUUCCAAUUGGUACAAAAAGAUCAAGCUGUCCAUUCAGCCAUUGAAUGAUAUCAGGCAUUACUUUGGUGAAGGUUUAGCGCUCUAUUUUGGUUUUCUGGAGUACUUCACAUUUGCCUUGGUGCCGAUGGCCCUGAUCGGGAUCCCCUACUACAUCUUUGAUUGGGAGGACUAUGAUAAAUAUGUUCUCUUUGCUGUCUUCAACUUGGUGUGGUCCACUGUCUUCCUGGAGGUGUGGAAGAGAUGUAGUGCACAGCUGGCUUAUGGAUGGGGAACACUGAGUCGUAAGAAAGCAUUUGAAGAACCACGACCGGGAUUUCAUGGAGUUCUAGGACUUAAUCCUGUAACAGGCCGCGAGGAGCCAACCUACUCUAACACCAAACGGCAGUUGAGGAUAUAUCUGGUGUCUGUCCCCUUUGUGCUGCUGUGCCUGUACAUCGCUCUCCAUGUGAUGAUGAUCUACUUUGGCAUGGAGAGCUGGGCAAUGAGCAUUUAUAAUGAAGAUCCAAACUUCCUAACAAGUGUGCUGCUUUUCAUACCAAGUAUCAUCUAUGCUGUGGUCAUUGAGAUCAUGAACCUGCUGUACCGCUACGCAGCUGAGUUUCUCACAGACUGGGAAAACCACAGACUAGAAUCAUCCUUCCAGAAUCACCUGGUUCUUAAAGUGUUGGUGUUCAACUUCAUCAACUGUUUUGCCUCUUUAUUUUACAUUGCCUUUGUAAUGCAAGAUAUGGCGUUGCUUCGACACAGUCUUGCCACGCUUCUCAUCACCUCUCAAAUCCUGAACCAAGUGAUGGAAGCCUUCCUGCCGUACUGGCUGCAGAGGAGACGAAAUAAGAAGGUCCAUAAGAGAGUGAGGAGGGUGAUGGGAGAUCAGGAGCUUCCCAUGGUGGAGCAGGUCCACCUGGAGAGUGACAUGAAUACUUACCUGGGCACGUUUGAUGACUAUCUGGAGCAGUUCUUACUGUUUGGCUACGUCAGUCUGUUCUCCUGCGUGUAUCCUCUGGCUGCUGUGCUGGUGGUGCUCAACAACAUCACAGAGGUCUAUUCAGACGCCUUUAAAAUGUGUCACGUGUUCAAGCGGCCAUUCUCUGAGCCUGCGUCUGACAUCGGAGUAUGGCAGCUGGCAUUCGAGACGAUGAGCGUUAUUGCCGUGGUCACCAACUGUGCCUUGAUUGGUCUGUCUCCUCAAGUGCAGGCCUACUUCCCUGAGGCAGACACACAACUUAUCCUCACUGUAGUGGCUGUUGAGCAUGUCCUCCUGGCCUUCAAAUUUAUCCUGGCCUUCAUUAUUCCAGACGUGCCCAAGCACAUUCAGAUCAAGCUUGCCAAGCUGGAGUUUGAGUCUCUGGAAGCUCUGAAGAAGAAGAAAAUGCUGGAGGCAGCAGAGAUAUCAAAGACCAAGAAGUAACGAGGAGCAAUGAGGCCAACAGUGGCACAGCUUCUGAUGAUGCAGAUCUGAAACUGCCUCAGGUGUUUACAUACAGUGUACCCAAUCAAGCAUUACAUAUCACCUACCAUCAAUGUGCACUCCUGACAUGUUCUUCACAAACACUGCUGACAUACAGCGCAAGCUGCAACUCAAUUACUGCAUGUUAGCUAGUACAAUCUCAGUUUGAGCUUUUAAUUAUGAUUUUAAUUGUUUUUAUGAGGCUUUCCACUUCAUAAAGCCAAGAAGUACCUAUUGGCCCCUAAUAGUAAUAAUUGUAUGUGGAAUUUGGUUAAAAAAUUAUUUAUAAACAGUUGUUCUGUGACACUGUGUUAUUAUCUGUAAACUGUACUGAGCAUGAAUUGCACUUUACUAGUGUAAUCACGUUGCCAAUGAAAAAAGGUUGAGUACCUGUGCCUGGGCCACUACAAGAUUUAUACGAUCAUAACCCUCGUUGGAAAAUAUGAGACUCCAAAAAUAAUGACAGAUUUUUGUCCUGGAUCAUGAUUUUUCUCAGACUUCUUCUGAGAAUGUGAUUUCAGAUCAAGUUAAACAUGUAUUUCAAGCUGUAUUUCAAGACGACAGGACGUUGAGUCGUUGCUAACAACUGAACUGUGAGUAGAUCAAGGGGCUAAAUCUAGAUUUUACACACUACAGGAUAAUUCUGAAAGAUAAUUGUUUAAGACCAACCUAAAAUUGGGAAACCUUUGCAAUGGUCAGGUGGGGUAAACUGGCCUGAUUAUUAUUCCCUAUUGUGACCCAGGCAUAAGUAGUUUUGACAUGUAUGCAAUAGGGUAAAGGUUUUCUGCUUUUUCAUGGCAGUAUAUGUAGUGAUUCUCCCACACACUCCUGUUCAACCAAAGACUGAACAGUGCCUUUAAAUACCAUUAUAUCAGAUACUCAUGUUACUGAUUUUGUGUGCACUGUACUUGAAGCCAGGUUAACCUGAAAAUAAAUACCUAAACUAUUACAGUGAUAAA